Molecule: messenger RNA, 3445 nt
Organism: Pangasianodon hypophthalmus (striped catfish)
Lineage: Eukaryota; Metazoa; Chordata; Actinopteri; Siluriformes; Pangasiidae
Gene: cspg5a
Product: chondroitin sulfate proteoglycan 5a
Exons: 6
Coding region: 531-2102 (523 amino acids)
Biological process (GO): nervous system development
Source: RefSeq, a predicted model, not a curated record
UGUCACACACACUCACACACCCAUACACACACACACUGUCACACACACACGCACACCCAUACACACACACACACACACUCUCUCUCUCUCUCUUUGCACUCCUAGAAGCUAACGGCGCGCGCGCGUGGGUUCUGUGCUGAAGAUCCAGUGGUUGCGCCGCGCUCGUGCUCGUGCUUGCUCGUGUCCGUGUCCGUGCACGCGCGUGGGAGAACUCACUCUGGGGUAUUUCUUUUUCUCUGCGUCUUGCACGAGGACUUUUCGGUGCGGCGAUGGAACCCGGAAUAACGCGGCAAAUACCAUCACAGUGUUAAUUAAGGAGGAGCGAAAGAAGAAGGAGAAGAAGAAGGAGAAGAAGCAGGAGAAGCUGAGCGAGAAGAAAUGAAGACGCGCAGAGUGGAGGACAGAACAGAGUGAGUGGAUCAGCGCGCGCUCACAGAAGCUUUACAGCGAGCGGGUGCGAGAACAGAAAUACACACAUACUGAGUUCUCUUAGAGAAGUGUUUAUUAAGAGUGUUUAUUUUACUGCGCGCAUGAAGAGGAACAUGGGGCUCUGUGCAGGAUGCUGGAUCUCUGUCAUGUCCGCGCUCCUCGCGCUGCUCCUCAUCCCGCUGCAGGCGCAGGCUAACUCUGUGUUGGGAAACAUGACCGAGUCAGCAAGCCCUUCAAACUCGACCUCCGUGCCAGCGGAAAGUGAAGGAGUGAAGCUGGAUGAUGAGAUGUCCAAACCAGUCAGCAACAUGUUCCUCAUCCUCCGUUCUGGACGCAAGCCCAGAGAUGGAGGGGAGCUCGGAAGUGGACUUCAGGAAGACGACCAUCCUCUGACUUCCACUCCAACCACUAAAGAGAUGACAACCGAGGACUUAAAAAUCAGCCCUGAUUCUGCGGAGACUGACCAUCUUCUGCCUGAAGUGAUAAAAAAGGAUCUUCUUCCAAGUGCGUCCACUAAGAGCCCCUGGCACGGUACUGAUGAGAAAAUGGAGUCUACGGUGUUCGAUUUGGACGAGAAUCAAGACUCGGUCCUGGACCGACAGGAGCCUCCAACUACAAUGACCCCGUUCCCUACCCAUUCUCCGUCUCAUACAGAAUUCCUCACGGUGGAUUUCUUUGACACCAGAUCCCAUGUUAAUGAGCUCGUCCCUCCGUCUCCUACCGCCCAUGAGCUUCAGGGUCGCGAACCCACCGCUUGGGCGAUGCCCAACAAUUACGACUACCUCACUCCGUACGAUCAAACUGUCUCUCCCACCUCGGAAGAAGCCACCACCAAACCUGAUGAGUACGAGGAUGAUCUGACCACCACGCCUCCACCACCUCCACCCAGGACCUUCCGUCCUCACUUCCCAAAUUCCUUUAUCCCUGCUCGGGAAGAAGAACCACCCGCUAACCGUAAUAAAGUGGGCAAGAGCAGCAGUGCCGAGUGUUGGACAGGCUCCAUGCUCGUCAACGGGACCUGCAAGUCUCAAUGCGAUAUGAUGCCGAAUUAUUGUUUCAACGGGGGCCAGUGCUUCGUGCUGGAAGGAGCUGGCGUCUUCUGCAGGUGUAACAUUCAGGACUACGUGUGGCACAAAGGCGCUCGCUGUGAGUCCGUCAUCACCGAGUUCCAGGUCAUGUGCAUCGCCAUCGGAGCCUCGGCGCUCACCGUGCUGCUGCUCUUCAUGAUCAUCGUCUGCUUCGCCAAGAAACUGCACGUGCUCAAGACCGAGAACAACAAACUGCGCAAGCGCAGCAGCAGUAAGUACCGCCCGUCGUCGGAGCAGCACAAUGAUAAUUUCUCUCUGUCCACCAUCGCUGAGGGCUCCAACCCAAACGUAAGGAAACUGUGCGACUCUCCUCCUCAUGCUCGUGCUUUGGCUUACUAUGAUAACAUUAUCUGUCAGAAAACGAUGAGCAGAUACACCUGGGAGUGUAAGACCAAAGAGGAGACAAGCUGUGAGGACGAUCCUAACUCCCAGAAUAAGCUGGAGGACGCGGUGAAGUCUCCUCCACCCAAAGAGGACGAGUCUCUGAACAUCCAGAACUCACUCACUCCUAAACACGAGAACCACAAGGUUCUGGGCGAGGAGAACUCCUCGGAGGUAAACUCGCUGCAGAACAACAUGAUGUAGAGGGGAAACAAAACCACAAACCACACAGAUUCACCUCCACCUUCGCCACCACAAAGUCUAUAAUCCCGCCCCCGUCACUCUUACACCCAAUGAGAGUCCACCUCUAGGUCCCGCCCCCUUUUCGCAGUCUGUUUGCCCACUUUUGCCUCGCCCUUCACACACACACACACACACAUAUUACACACACACUUAUUACACACACACACAACAGUGAUAGGCAAUAUGAUUCAACUGAAUGAUUUGAUUUUUUUUUGAACGACCAAUUUGAGUGAAUCAAACUGUUGAUUCACUUGAUUCAUGACACACAGCAGCUACAGUGACCCUCGCUCACGAGUCCAGACGCAUCCACUGUCUAUAAACUUCCAUUUAAUUGGAUGUUUAAUUGCUGAUGAUGCAGUUAAAUUGAAUUUUUAAACACCUUUUAACAACAGUGGGUGUUGCAGAAUGAUUCAAUUAUAAGAGUGCAUUGAAAAUGCAGCAUGUGAUGAAAACAAAUGACAACAAAAAGAGGACAAAAUACAUAAAAAUACAGAAAGAGACCGUUUCUUCUUUCAUCCACACCUUUAAUCUUGAAGAAGAAUCAUAAGAAUCGAGUUUGAUUCGUGAACUACAUAUGAUUCACUGCCUUUGAUUUGUAAAUAAGAAAUUAAGAACUGUGAGUUGAACCGUGAGAGAAAAAAAAACACUUUUUUAAUCAUCUAGGACAUGUUUGAUGAAAAAAAAAGUUGAUGAAAGAUAAACCCAGCUCAAACAGCAUGCUAGUUCUGCUCUCUGGUGCUUGCGAAUUGAUUCGUCUGAAUCGAUUCAGUUAAAAGAGUCGUUUAACAGGAACGAAUCAUUCGCGAAUUGAUGAGGAGAUUUGUUCGUGGAUGUGAAUCGAUUCAACUGAUUCACUUUAAAGAGUGGUUCAAAAAGAUUGAAUCAUUCCUAAAUCGCCUAAAUCACUUCACACACACACACACACACACACACACUCUCACACACACACACACACACACACACACCCUGAUUUCUGGCAUGCGUCGGUGUAUUUUGUAUAAAAGAAUAAAAUAAGAUUAACCCGUGUAUGAGGUUUAAAGUGUAAAGUGUUGUGCUAGAGAGUGUUCGCUCAGAGACGACUCGGUGUUCAGUGUCUGACUAAUUCAGUGUGUGUGUGUGUUAAAUAUCAGAUCUCUAUCAGAUCAGUUCUGCUCGGAUUGAUGUAAAGAUCAAAGCGCAGUGUGUGUCUCUGUUUCUUUGAUGUGAUUUCUAAUCCUUUGAUGUACUUGUUUUUAUUUUGUACUUUUUUGGGAACAGAAAAAAAAAAUCACACACUUGUUGAAAUAAAAUCUUUUUAACAUGAA